This is a messenger RNA of Spirometra erinaceieuropaei, 308 nucleotides long. The record is from the annotation of a GenBank genome assembly. Lineage: Eukaryota; Metazoa; Platyhelminthes; Cestoda; Diphyllobothriidea; Diphyllobothriidae.
AUGCAAUGCACUCUAAAUAGUUUGCACACGAAUCGCCCUAUUCAUUUAUCCCCAACUUUGUUUGGGCUUCCCACCUCUCAGGGUCAUCUGCUCUCACGUAAGUCAACUUAACUCCUUUAACUUUCGGCCUGGACGCGGUUCUCCACCGUUUGAUUCUUAUAGCUGCCUCACUUCACCCGCUAGCCCAUACCGUCCUUCUAGACUGCCCCCUCUCAUCCUCAUCCUUCUCCUCUUCUUCUUCUUCUUCCUCCUCCUCCUCCUCCUCCUCCUCCUCCUCCUCCUCUCCCUCCUCCUACUCCACGAAUUAA